Messenger RNA from Drechmeria coniospora, 264 nucleotides. RefSeq lists its product as uncharacterized. The record is from RefSeq and is a predicted model, not a curated record. NCBI's taxonomy places the organism in Eukaryota, Fungi, Ascomycota, Sordariomycetes, Hypocreales, Ophiocordycipitaceae. The coding region runs from base 1 to 264 and encodes 87 amino acids. The transcript is spliced from 3 exons.
AUGAAGCCCGUCGUCAGUGCCAUGCACGCAUGGUCGUGCACCGUCAUCUCCUUGUUCGCCAUCGUCAUUCUCAGCAUCCUUGGUGGUCUCUACCGGAGCGGCCACGAAGAGUUUGUUGGCGGCCGCGAGGAUCCAGAGGAUGGCGAGGUCGUCGCUGGCACCAUCUUCACAGCCGUCAUCGUCUACGCUGGAUUCUUCGUUUUUUGCGGGCUGCAGGGCUUGCUCCACGUCCGAGAACGUCGAAGAGGCGCAAUCGCUUUGUGA